AUUGAGCUUUACGCAAAACUCUUCUGGAAGGAGAGAGAAGGGAGAAUUGCUGGAGCUGGAGGGGGCUAGAGGAGUACCCAGGGAAACUGGAGGCUGUGCCUUACAACACUGUGAUUCAUUUUAUUUUUCUAUUCUAAUAUACUUAUUCCACGUCUUCGCCCCUCCUUUUGGUAGCUGAAGAUGUCUACAGCCCUCGUGUCUCCAACCAUCUUCGAGCUGAGUGAAGUUUUAUGCAAAAGUAACAAGAUGCUGAACUACAGCCCUUCUGGUGUCGGAGGGUGUCUCUUGGACAGAAAGGCAGUGGGAACCCCAGCUGGUGGGGGUUUCCCCAGGAGGCACUCGGUCACCUUGCCCAACUCCAAGUUCCACCAGGCCCAUCUUCUCAGCAGCCUCAAGGGGGAGCCAGCCCCAACUCUUGGGCCCAGGGAGAAUCGCUUCCGGGACCGCUCCUUCUCUGAAGGUGGCGAGCGCUUGCUGCAGCAGAAGCAGCCCAGCGGACAAGUCAACUCGAGUCGCUACAAGACGGAGCUAUGCCGCCCCUUCGAGGAGAACGGGGCCUGCAAAUACGGAGACAAGUGCCAGUUCGCCCACGGCAUCCACGAGCUGCGAAGCCUGACGCGCCACCCCAAGUACAAGACGGAGCUCUGCCGCACUUUCCACACCAUUGGCUUCUGUCCUUACGGGCCUCGCUGCCAUUUCAUCCACAAUGCUGAGGAGCGCCGCGCUGUAGCCAGCGGCCGAGAUCCUGCCAUGGCUGAAAGACCCCGCCUCCAGCACAGCUUCAGCUUCGCAGGCUUCCCAAGUGCCAUUGCUGCCAAUGGGCUGCUGGACAGCCCUACUUCCAUAACCCCUCCGCCCAUCAUGAGUGCUGACGACCUCCUGGGCUCUCCUACUCUGCCUGACUGUGCCAGCAACCCCUUCACCUUCUCCAGCCAGGAGCUGACCAAUCUCUUUGCUCCCAGCAUGGGGGUGCAGAUGCCUGGUGGGGUUUCGCCCACCGCUUUUCUCCUCAGACCCAUGUCGGAGUCCCCCAACAUGUUUGACUCGCCUCCAAGUCCUCAGGACUCUCUCUCCGACCAGGAAGGCUACCUGAGCAGCUCAAGCAGCAGCCACAGCGGCUCUGACUCGCCCAUCCUGGACACCUCGAGACGCCUUCCCAUCUUCAGCAGACUCUCCAUCUCUGACGAGUAACCUGGUGUUGCCUCUCGGCCUCUUCUAGCCUCUCUUCUUACAAUUUUUAAGCUUGUAAUCUCUCCUUCCCACCUCAGCCCCCACCCCCAAAUCUUCUUAACAUCUCUGGGUUAGAUGUUAAUGCAAAGAUAGUCCACUUGCCUAAAGUCCACUCACUGGCUGAAACCACAAGUGCCAAAAUUACAGCAAAAAGUGAUAAUCGUUUACAAAUGUAGUGCCUUUUUUUAACAUGUUCACUGUGACUAUAUUACCUCUCCAGCUGCAGAGGGCACCAGCAGCCUCCACAGAGCUCUGUGCAUUUCCAGAUGUGCAGGGAAUAUCCGGAACCAGCAGCUCUUAUCACUGGCCAUGAUGCAGAAUCUUCUUUUCUUCCCGCCCCCUUUCUCUAGCCAUUGUUUUGUAGACAUAAGGCAUGUGGACGCCUGUUAACAUCCAACCCUUACCACCUUUUAAAGACUAACCUUGCCUGAAUCUACUCAGGUCAGCCAGAAGAACAGCUGAGAAUGGACAGUAGCUGUCACAUGCAUGGGACUUGGUGACUGGAGAGGGAAGCCAGAUGGACAAUGAAAGACUUGCUUUUGGUGCUACAAGUUCCCAGUGUGUACAUGUGACACCUUCAAAAACGAAACAAAAAAAUAAAUGGGGGAGGGGGGGUGUCUAACGGUGUUCAUUCCACACAUGCAAGUUCUGUGUAAACAAAGUUCCAGUAGUCAUAGCUUUAAUGGUUUUGCUCUAGAUUACAAUAGACCUAUCCAUAGAGCACUCACGCCAAGCUUUUUAUUUUUAUUUUCCUGGGUUUUUAAUUUUGUAUAACUUUUCAGAAAUUGGAGAGCAAAUUUUGCUUGUCACUGCACAACAAUAUAAAGCUUAUUUAACUUAUCAAAACGUAUUUAUUGCUGAAACCUAUGCUUUUUUGUUAAUUUUGUUCAUAUUUAUCUGGAUGAAUUCAUAGAAUAUAUUCUUUUAUGUUUAAAUUAUGAUCUUCCAUAUUAAUCUUAAGAUUGUGAAGUCUUUUUCUUUCCCCCUUCCCCACAGUUUAAUAUAUUAUACUACAAUGACAUUUUUUGUAACUUUACACUUUUUUGGUUAUUUUAUUUUUAAAAAAUGAAAAAUUAAUUUAAAAAAAAUGCAACAGCUGUGUUUGGAUUAUUUAUUUUAGAUCGUUCCCCUUUUUGUGUCAGACUGCAAAUUGAGUUUAAUGUGCUUCUUUGCCUCUAUGCCCCAACAAGGCCUUUCCUGGAUGGGAUGAAAUUCUGACCACAUUGCUGUCAUUGAAGGCUUCGUCAAUGACUUCGGUAGGGUCACAAUUUCACUUCUGGCCUCUAGAAUGUAUGCGCACAAGCUGUGCUGUGAGACGAUAAAAUGGAAGACUGCUUGCUUCCUUUUUUGUAAGUACUUAAAGGGAAAAAAAGUCUACCCUUUGGUUUCAAGUGCCUAUCAAAAGACAUUCCAAAUGCAGUUUGUUUUUGCAUUUCUGUAUUCCAAGAAUGGAGUGUUUCCUCAUUUAAGGUAAACUUUACUGGCACAAAGAACACAUUGAAUGUAAUUUUUCCCAUUACUGUUCACUACAUUGCCUUUUUUCUUUCUUCCUUUGUGUGAGUUUAUUUAAAGAAUCUUUUGUAACGACUGUUUGCAGUUUAAAUCAAUAAACCCCAAGUGUUUUUUCAAGAA
Messenger RNA from Lacerta agilis (Sand lizard), 2862 nucleotides. RefSeq names its product ZFP36 ring finger protein like 1 (gene ZFP36L1). Gene Ontology annotation, molecular function: mRNA binding; metal ion binding. The record is from RefSeq and is a predicted model, not a curated record. The coding region runs from base 181 to 1191 and encodes 336 amino acids. NCBI's taxonomy places the organism in Eukaryota, Metazoa, Chordata, Lepidosauria, Squamata, Lacertidae. The transcript has 2 exons.